Molecule: messenger RNA, 1658 nt
Organism: Coffea arabica (coffee)
Lineage: Eukaryota; Viridiplantae; Streptophyta; Magnoliopsida; Gentianales; Rubiaceae
Product: coumaroyl-CoA:anthocyanidin 3-O-glucoside-6''-O-coumaroyltransferase 2-like
Source: RefSeq, a predicted model, not a curated record
CACACAACUUCACCAAGUGAUGUGAUCUACCCAACUUUCACAACAUUUUCACACCUGACACAAAUGAUGAUUUCUUCACGCACAAUGAAGGUGCUUCAACAUUUUUUAACAUGGGAUCUACCCAAGUGUAAGCCUAUAUACAAUCCAUCUUUCUCAACGUUUUCACACAUGACACAAAUGACUUCUUCACACACAGUGAAGGUGCUUCAAUGCUGCCAAAUCUCACCACCACAAGGAUCAGUGCCAUCAACAACUAUUCCAUUAACUUUCUUUGAUAUCCCUUGGCUUCUUUUCACCCCAAACCAACCCCUUUUCUUCUAUGAUUUUCCCCACUUCAGUACUCAUGACUUCAUACAUAACAUACUUCCGAACCUCAAGCAUUCUUUGUCCUCAACUCUCCAAUAUUUCUUUCCUCUUGCUGGAAAUUUGGUUAUUCCUCCACAACCCUCCAAGCCCCACCUCAGUUACGCUGAAGGGGACUCAGUUUCUUUGAUCAUUGCUGAGUCUAGCUGUGAUUUUGCUUUUCUUUCUAGUUAUCAGCCAAUAAAUGUACAAGAUUUUUACCACCUUGUACCUCAGCUGACACUUAGCAUGCCAGUUGAGACAACUGCUAGUGCUAGACUUCCACUUCUAGCCGUGCAAAUAACUAUUUUUCCUAGAUUUGGUGUCUGCAUGGGAUUUGCAUUGAGACAAGUGGCUGCUGAUGGGAGAACAUUUGACAAUUUCUUGAAGACUUGGGCAUCCAUUCUUGGUGAAGCAGGCAACAAAUGUCCCCCACUGGCUUUGGUGGACAAUUUUUUGCCAUGUAAUGAAAGGUCUUUGAUCCAUGAUCCAAGUGGGCUGGAGCUAAUUUUCUUGAAACAAUGGUGGCACCUCAAGGGUCUGCAAAAAGAUGUGGCUAAUGGUUCAAAUUUUGAUGAAAUAGUAAGAGCCACAUUUGUUGUGGGUCCAAUAGAGAUGGAGAAAAUAAAAGGGUGGAUCAUGACCCGGUCCAUGAAUAUAUUCGGGUCAACCCGGUUAUAUUUGUCUCCCUAUGUGGUAACUUGUGCAUUUGUUUGGGUGUGUUGGACGAAAAUCCACUUAAUCCAUGGAGGAGAUUUUCCUGAAAAGCCACAUUACUUUGGGUUUAUUGCGGGUGGCAUCACCCGGUUAGGAUUCUCUGUGCCUAAAUCUUACAUUGGUAAUUGCGUUGCAUUUGGUCGAUCCAUGGUGAAGAGGGAUCAAUUAGUGGGAGAAAAUGGUCUCAUAUAUGCUGCAAAAGCGAUUGGGGAUACAAUUAAGGAGUUGGAUAGAGAAGUUUUGGGCGAAGCAGAUAAAUGGAUUUCGGAUUGGGAAGUCUUGUUUGGGUCGGAGCCCCAUGUCAUGAUUACCGGGUCACCGAAAGUGGGCUCUUAUGAAUUGGACUUCGGGUGGGGCAGACCCACGAAAGUGGAAGAGGCAUCCAUCAGUAAAACCCGUGCAAUUUCACUUUGUGAAAGCAGAGAUGUUUUUCACGGGAUUGAGGUUGGAUUGGCAUUGCCCAAGGCCAAAAUGGAUGCUUUUGACUCCCUUUUUAGAGAAGGCUUGAAGACUUUGUGACUUUAUUGUACUUUUGUAAUCUAUUGUUUUCCCACCUUUCCUCUAAAAUUUUUAUUCCCUAAUAAUUCUGGUUUUGUGAA